Messenger RNA from Tupaia belangeri chinensis (Chinese tree shrew), 1725 nucleotides. It is a transcript of the gene YPEL4, whose product is annotated as yippee like 4. NCBI's taxonomy places the organism in Eukaryota, Metazoa, Chordata, Mammalia, Scandentia, Tupaiidae. The transcript is spliced from 5 exons. The record is from RefSeq and is a predicted model, not a curated record. Bases 774 to 1157 code for a protein of 127 amino acids.
GAUAGCAAGUGCUUCUUCCGGGCCAGAAGGAGUGAACCAAGGCACAGGGAUGGGGGCACUGCCUCACCUGAGGUCUUUGGUACCAAAGGAAUCAUCCGUACAUUCUAGAGGAGUCCCAGAGUACAGGACCUGCCCCAGGAGAGGGCUGAGCAGGGCCUGUGUACCUGCCUGCCUGCCAGCCUGCUCUCCCUCCCACACAGUGCAGAAAGGACCAAUCGGAUUGCAAAUGGAGGCCAUGAAUUAAAAAAAAAAAAAAAAAAAUCAGGCAGCCCCAACUUUUAAAAGGCCCUGAGCCCCAGAGACACAGCGUCUACCACUGCUUCUGUGAUGCCAAUCCCCGGUCCCCACGAAAGGCCGAGAAGCCAGCAGAGGCACCUGCAGAGCCAGUCGUUCCGUUCCCCAGGCAGCACCUGGGGCUGCUCUCAGUGGAAAUGGUGAAGGCUGCUGCCACCCAGGAGGGAGCUUCGUGGACUCCCUGGCUAUGGCGCCAGAAGCCUGGAACUGCUGCCAUGCUUGACAAAACAACGGGAGUCCAGGGGACGAGGAGGCUGGUGCUGGGAGCUGGUCGAUGGUGACAGGGGAAGUAGGGGUGACUUCUGUUUCUAUCUGGUUCUCGUCUGGGGGGGCCCUGGCCGGGCAGCCCCCCCACAUUUCUUCUGCCCUGAAACACGGCUCUAGCCAACCUGCUCCGCUGCUUCACCUGCGACCGUCUGUGUGGGGGCUGCACAGCACCAGCCCCUCCGGCCCGCCAGGGCAUUGUCCUCCAGCCCGUCAUGCCCAGCUGCGACCCGGGCCCAGGCCCCGCCUGCCUCCCCGCCAAGACUUUCCGCAGCUACCUGCCCCGCUGCCACCGCACUUACAGCUGUGUCCACUGCCGAGCACACCUGGCCAAACACGAUGAGCUUAUUUCCAAGUCCUUCCAAGGGAGCCAUGGCCGAGCCUACCUGUUUAACUCCGUGGUCAACGUGGGGUGUGGGCCGGCUGAACAGCGCCUUCUGCUCACGGGGCUCCACUCGGUAGCUGACAUUUUCUGCGAGAGCUGCAAAACCACACUGGGCUGGAAAUAUGAACAAGCUUUUGAGACGAGCCAGAAGUACAAAGAAGGGAAGUACAUCAUUGAGAUGUCACACAUGGUGAAGGACAACGGCUGGGACUGAGGGGCUCAGGCAGGCUGUGCCCUUCCUCCGCAUGCCCCACCCUCCCCCACCUGCCCCUGGCCCUGCCAAGCAGUCCAUACCAGCAUGAGUACUGCCCCACCCCUGGGGGAGACCAGGCUCUGACCAACCCCUCCCCUGCCUCCACACAUCACUACCAGGCCCUUUUUGGAACAGGGGCCUGGGGAUACCCCAGGGGUGUUCAAGGCUCAGGAGUGGGCAGCAGUCAGGGAGAGACAGAACUGGGGUGGGAUGGUCGUGGCCCCCUCUGGCCCCAAGAUUCUGAAGAUUCAGGCGAUGGCAGGAGUAAACUCAGGCAGAGAAGACUAGGGGAGGAAUUUGUUCUCACCUCACCCUUUUUGAGUAAACAGCAGACAACCCUCGGUCAUGGAGCUGGUAGAACCUAGGCUACAGAACAGCAGAGAGAAAGCUUGGGUUGGAGUGAAAUCCUGGCUUCAGACAUGGAGAGACUGAGAGGGUGACGUUUCCCACCUGCAUUUGUAGGAGAAAGGACUUGGGCAGAAGGGAAAACCUAAAUCCCAGGUCCUGGGAAAUAAAAGAACUACCAGGG